Molecule: messenger RNA, 1633 nt
Organism: Pistacia vera
Lineage: Eukaryota; Viridiplantae; Streptophyta; Magnoliopsida; Sapindales; Anacardiaceae
Product: protein EI24 homolog
Exons: 12
Coding region: 15-1034 (339 amino acids)
Biological process (GO): macroautophagy
Cellular component (GO): endoplasmic reticulum
Source: RefSeq, a predicted model, not a curated record
CUGAAAAAUUUCCGAUGGAAAAUUCAACAUUAAUAAAUCUUCUGAAAUCAAAAUCAAAACAAGCUUUGCUUCAAUGGCUCGACGGUUUCCGAGAAGCUUGCUGUCUCCACAGAGUCGUCGUUCUUUGCCACAGGUCGAGAAAGCUGAUGAUUCGAACAGGGCAGUGUUUUCUCUUGAAUGGGUUUAUUUUUUUAGGAAGUAUAUGUGUCCUAUACUCUGUUAUGACCCCUACAUUGCUGUGGAUGUUACCUGAUCAGUGCUCAAAGUUUAGUUCUCAAGAACUUUGCUCAGCUGGUGGUAUUUUAAAGCUUUAUUCAUUCUUACGUUUUGGACUCAUACAACUCCUUUAUGUAUUUUGGUUUUACCCACUGUACAUUUUCAGCAUUAUUCUGAGCAAUAUCUGGUACAAUGACAUUGCUAAGUAUGGGUUUGCUGCAAUGGGAAGAUCAAGGCAGACUGUACCAGAACCAUCAAGAAAAAAUGAGACUUCACAAAAUGCAGAUCAGAAGGAUAGACCAAUUGACCUAGGAGGGGUCAUGAUUGGACUAGGUGAACAAGUUUACUCGGUGCUUCUUUUGAGCUUCUUCUUUUUGGAGGUUUACGCAACAGGAUUUAUACCCUACAUUGGGAAGGCAGUUAAUUUCCUACUUCUAGCUUGGAUGUAUGCCUAUUACUGUUUCGAGUACAAGUGGAACUUUUCUGAAGUGGGUCUGGACAAAAGGCUUGACUUUUUUGAAUCUAACUGGGCAUUCUUUGCUGGUUUUGGAAGCCCUUGUGUUCUUGCUAUUUUCUUUUUCUCACCUCUUGUGAGCUACGGAGUCAUGGCCAUACUAUUUCCAUUGUUUGUUCUUACUGCGACGGGCUCCGGAGCAGAAGAAUUUAUUUCUUUAAAAAGAAGACAAUGGAAAGGUUCCAGACUGGGGAGGCUUCCAAUAUUUUAUGCAGCAGAUACUUUGUCGCUGAGAGUCUUGUCGUUCUUCCACUUCCGCCUGGAAUCUCUAAAACAGAAACAAGAAGACAGUAAGACACUCUAAAAAGCUGUCUUGACGCUUACCUGAUUUAUCAACUUAUCAGGUUCAAAUCAAAUGCUCGGUCAAACAAAUCACAUAUAUUCAACAGGACGAUACCGAUGUAUUAUAAGCUCCAAUGCUCCAAGAAAUUCUGCUGAAAUUUCAUGUGAGUUGAGCAAAAUUGUGAAAAAGGUAAUCUAUAACCUGUCAAUUUCUUAGCACUGUGUGUAUAGAAGUACAGGCUUUGAAAAAUGAAGUUAAUUUGUACAUAAUACAAUCCUGAGCAAUAUGCAGGUGUUAAUAUCCCAAAAUUUAACUUCCACAUAUCUUUGAUGCUCAUAUUUAGGAAAUUAACCAUGAAAUUAUGUGGUGUUGAUGUUUUUGCCAAUUGCAAGCCUCACCAAUGGUAUCGGAAUAGUGUUACCUUCUUUGCGGGCGUUAGCAGGAACCCAAAAAAUUACAUUUGGGGGUUAAGUGUAAUAUUUGAUGAAUAAGGGGACUAACUUUAAAAAAUGUAGUUAGGAAAUUGCAUCGAAGGGAGAAUUUGAAGAAUAAGGGAGGCUGAAGGGUGAAAUAUGAAAUUUAGGGGAGAAAAUAUAUUUUUAUAUAAAAUUUAAACUUUU